Opisthorchis viverrini is the source of this 3340-nucleotide messenger RNA. RefSeq lists its product as hypothetical. NCBI's taxonomy places the organism in Eukaryota, Metazoa, Platyhelminthes, Trematoda, Opisthorchiida, Opisthorchiidae. Gene Ontology annotation, biological process: intracellular signal transduction. Bases 558 to 2600 code for a protein of 680 amino acids. The transcript has 4 exons. The record is from RefSeq and is a predicted model, not a curated record.
GUUUGCUGAAGGUCAUCUCACGCGACAAGCUCGAAUGACUCGUGGUUUCCGUGUGCAGCUAUGAGCAAUGGGUCUAGACGAGAGCAAAUUGCAUCAUUCUCCAAAGAAUCCAUCUCGGGACUACAAAAUAUGCUUAUCCGCUCCCAUCGUACCAUGGCGGAUCAUUCACCAGUGCUCAAUAGAGCUGUGGAAAAAGUCACAUCGAGGUAAAUCCAUAACUUCUCUCGGUAUAUUACGACCUGACACAGAAUACUUCAACUUUCCUGACAGACCGAUGCUUUGUAACUACCAGCUUCCAUAUGAGUGCACCCCCGCAUUUUGUUUGAGCAGGCAAAAUAUCAUAAACUGUCGAAAGUCUCGUUCAGUUUUUACUCUAGGGAAGCGGAAACGGAGCACAAAAAUGGCUGAACACUUCGAAUACAACCACAUUCCCGCGCGGCUUUCAUCUAUCCAGGUAAUGGUAUAUUUUAUUCUGAAUAUCCACGUUUCAGAAUCUACAUUUCAAGUCGAUCCUCGAUACCCAAUGUGGAUUAGCCGUCGUUCAUUUGGCACGGGAUAUGAUAACGCAGUUUGCUGUAGUUGACUUGUGUAUCAACAAAUUUUUGGGAUCUUUUGGGCGGCAGACUAUCAUUUUCAAUCCGGAAUCAACGACUGGAAAAAUUUCACCCGACGGUGGGUGGUGUCUCAUCAAACUUUCAUCUCCUCAGAACAGGAAUGUUUCUCUCCUGAAGCUGUACGAUCUGCGCUGCUGUGAACUACUGACGGAGCUUCUUCUAUCUCCCCAUCCAGAACCUGUGCCCUUGGUAAAUGCGCCAGCACCCGCGCGAACUCCACUAGCUCCGAAUCAGAAUGUCAACCGUCCGCAUCCGACUACCGAACUUAAUCCACUACAGCGACGUAUGACCAUCCUGAACGAAGAUAGACAAGGAAGGUCAACCGACGAGAAGCGACAUUUUGUGGCGACUCAUCGGUCAGCCUCCGUGUUGUUCGCUUUCGAUCCACGCUUUUUACACUCCCGGAUUGCUAUUACCAAUGUGAAUUUUGUGGAUCCUCAUUUUGAUGGAUCUGCGUUGGAGGCCCGAACAAGCUUGACUCUGAUGACCCUGCCCACCUGGGAAAGGGUCGCAACAACCACCAAGUUUAAGUGCCCGGUGUUGGCCAGUCGCAGUCCCGCUUCGGCCGGCACGUCUUCUAGAUCCGCCACUGGCUCUUGUCAGCAGAGUCCUUCGAGUACAAGUGUAUCUGGACGUGUCCUACAUCGGCACAGAGCAGCCUCAGAGGCAAAUCAGCCUAUAGAUAGGCAGCAAACCCACUGGCCUACUCUGGCCUCUCCUCAUAUUUUAAGCAUAUUCUAUUCGCGAGACGGAUACCUUCUGUUUGUAGUCUCCACCGAAAGUCGCGUGUGUCGAUGUUCCACAAUAGGACACCACGCUUCUUCCACCAAUGUCAGUACUGUUUUUCCAUUCGCCUCCUCAGAGUCUGUGGAAGAUCGUGAGGAUGUAGUUCUUCGUUCAUCUCCUGUUCGCGUCAAUGCCACAGCCAAUCAUGACGGCUCUCGAGCCCAUCAAAUACAUCGCUCGGGAGCCGUCUCGUUCUGUCUUCCAUCAUCCGAGAAGACAGAAGUCUCACAAAGACACAGAGACCCGAUUGCAUCACAUACAUCCAUGCUUGCACCAACUCUUCCAGGUUGUAUUACUUUAUGGUUGACCAUUUUCAAUUCAGACACACUGUCCCGCCUCAGAACUUUACGAUUCGACCGACCAGUCUGCCCUGUACACACAUGCCCCACAAACUAUAUUCCGGUGAUGAGCCGAUGCGGGUCUCGUCUGGCUCUCAUCACAAAUCAAUAUGUUUCCCAGCAUUUGAGUAAAUACCGUUCAGGACUAUCCGCAAAUUGUGUGGUCAACACGGGCGUGCUAACUCCGGCCUCCCUGCGGCACUCGAUACCCUCAGUCAAUGUGGAUGUUUACGCACGGACGCAUAUGAAUCAUUCUCGUCACCCGGACUGUAAGGCUGGCGUACAUUGUAGUAGUUCCCAGUUGACGCCAGAUAAGCAGCUGGCCGAUCCAUCACUCCCCACUCCAGGUGACUUAACUACCUCUUCUCUGAUGCUUCCUUCUCCUCCGGUGGCCAUCGAUUUGCUGCAGCCCAGUCUGGCGGCAAGUGGCAAUUUGUCGUCUUCUUCUCCUUCCCCUUUACCUCGGAUCCAUUUUGCCGAACACAAUGGUACUUCUGGUAGCAAUCGACGAGGCUACACAGAUCAUUUGCUCUGUGGUAGUGAGUUCUAUCCCCCUGGUUCGUCCACAGCGGCCACAUCGUCCUCCACUCCGGCCAUUUAUUCCGGUUCGAACAGUCUUCGUCAAAUCGAAGUGAUCUUGGUCUAUCAGCUUCCUCCGCCACCAUCGCUUCAGGCACUAAUUCGUCAAAAAAUCCGACAGUUGGUGCAGGACAAACUUUUGGACCGUCUGGAACUUCCGCCCCGACUAAUCAGUUAUCUUCGCUUCCAGCCGACCUUUGCCUGCGCCGGUUCAUGCUUGUCCAGAUCCGAUAGUCUAUCACCUGUGGUUCUGAGUGAGACCGUGGACGCAUCCAACUCGUGACGGGUGUGUGAUCGGCACAGCUGGAAUGUGUCUCUACGCACGAUCGACCCAUCCAUCUUGUCUUUUCUUAUCCGCGCUCACCUCACUGUAAAUUUCAUCGAUCGGUUAUCCUAUCUUACCACACUGUCUGUGCACAUGCUUUAAUCGUGCUUUCCCACAUGCGCAUACUUGUUUGUGGAUCUGUGUAAUGUGUUGUCCCGAAAAAUAGACAACGACUGUCAGGAGUGUGUGUGUGUGUGUGAUAAUGCCCACUCUUAUCGAUCGCUUUGUCUUCACUGUUCGAAUUACAGUAUGUUUUAUUUUGUUUACUGUGGCAACUGCCUCUGGAAUUCCACCAACCCUAUGCAGGAGCAUCGGUACAUUGGUUGUUUCUUUUUUUCUUUUCUGAUCUACGCUGGUAGAUUUUGUUAUAUUUCUAUGAUUAUUCCUAUUAUUAUUAUUAAUACUGUUAUUGCUCUUAUAUUGGGAAUUGUCUUUUUCCCCCACAAACUACGCUCAUAAUUCGGUUGUACACGCCACUCCCCACCAUCCACGAAUUGACCUGACUUAUUUCUUGCCAUCCGCUUCCUCCGUCUCAUUUUUUGUCAGUUUUGUUCAUAUAUCAUUUCUUAUUUUUCUUUUUGGCUUUCAUCAUUUUUCGCUUAUUUGCCUGACGGUUCCUCACACCCACAACGCGACAACACACAAGAAUCACACAUGUCACGUCUGAAAACAUGUCGAUCUAUCGCCGUAGGUUUUCA